This is a messenger RNA of Bathycoccus prasinos, 17733 nucleotides long. RefSeq lists its product with no specific name. NCBI's taxonomy places the organism in Eukaryota, Viridiplantae, Chlorophyta, Mamiellophyceae, Mamiellales, Bathycoccaceae. The transcript has a single exon. Gene Ontology annotation, biological process: protein retention in Golgi apparatus; protein targeting to vacuole. Bases 1 to 17733 code for a protein of 5910 amino acids. The record is from RefSeq and is a predicted model, not a curated record. Gene Ontology annotation, cellular component: extrinsic component of membrane.
AUGGUGUUAGAAGGCCAAAUCGCGAAAGCGUUGAACCGCGCGCUCGGCGACCGCUUGCACGGUUUAGACAAGUCGAAUUUGAAACUGUCUUUACUGAAUGGAGAAGUCACGCUGAAAAACGUGCGAGUGAAAUCAACCGCUUUGAAAGGGAUAUCGUCGAUUAACUCGAACGUGAAAGUGAAAGCGGGAUACGUCGGGGAGUUGAAGAUUAAGAUUCCGUGGAGAGAGUUAGGGAGGAAACCAGUGGAGGUUAUAUUUGAUCGGUUGCACGUGUUGUGCGAAUUUCGAGGAGAAGGUGAUGGUGAUGACUCCGAGGACGACGAGAGCGGACAAAAGGAAAUGUCCGAAAACGAACGAAAUAAGAUGAAACGAGCGUUAGAGGAGAAGAAAGAGAAGAAGAGGAAGCAGGUGAACGCGAAGAAACGGAGAAUUGCGGAGAGUUUGGAACGGAGUUGGUUGAGAGGAGAUCCGACGCCGGGCGCGGAGGAGUUGAGACAAAAGUUUUGGGGCGAUAUCACGAAAGAAGAGAAAGAAGAGGAAGAAGAGGAAGAGGACGAUGAUGACGACGAUGACAACGACGACGUCUCGUCUGUUUCAUCUUUUGAUGAGAGCGAGGACGACGUGGAAGGAGAAGAAGAAUCCGCGAACGCUUCGAAACGACGACUGUUCUCUUCGCCGGAUACCAGACGACGCGAGGAAAUGUUCGCGACGCCAGAAUAUCAACCUCCGUUGCAAACUCCAGAAAAUGAUACCGAUGUGAUGUCAUCUACUAGGAAGAGAAAGGAAGGUAAUCGAGGUAGUACUCGGAAAAAAAGCAAGAGUAAGAAGAAGAAACCGGUCGGUUUCGGAGCGCUCUUGGACGUUGUUCUCGCAAACGCCGUAGUCACUGUGAAAAAUAUACACUUUCGCUUCGAAGGAGAAGGAGACGAGAAUAUGCCGAAAUUUGCCGUCGGAGCUUCGCUUGAAAGCAUCGCUUUAGAAACGACUAAUGUUCUCGGUGAUUCGAGAGCAUUUAUCGUCGAUGCGUUUAAGGAAACGCUGCGUAAAAAACUCGAAAUUAACAACGCCGUGGUGUAUUGCGAUUUGAACUCUGUGCAUCUUCUCGAGAAAGUCAAGAACCGAGAUUUGAAACCGCACGAAGACCCGAUCCGAUUUUGCAAGAUUAUGGAAGCGUGCGCAAAGUCAAAGAAUCGAAAUCGUAUCAUCGAGCCAUUCGUAGUAACUGCAAGGUACGAACGAGCUGGUAUGGAAGCCAUCGAAUCCGGGACGGCUUCUGCAUUGCACGGGUUAACUCUGAAUAUUCCAAAAACCAGCGCGAAUGUUUCUGCUGGUGCCGCAAGUUUGGCAUAUUGGGCGACGCAAAUAUUGAAAAAAAGCGUGCACGAUAGACGGUUUGAACACUUACGACCGGGCGUUCCAGUCUUCGAUGGAUCAGAAAAAGUAGAAGAGAAAUCACCCGCGGGAACAAAAACGAGGAGAACGAAUAAAAACGCUCAAUCUUGGUGGCAAUAUGCGUGCGAAGCGGUCAAAGAGGAAACUCGAGAACGGAGAGAACGACUCGGAUUGGGCUUUAGCCUCGACUCGAAAGCUCUUAAAACUCUGCACGAACAAAGGAAAGCAUAUGUUAAAGUUUACAUAGACGAGAUUCUCCAAAAGUCUGCGCCGCCACCGCCGUCUUCGAAGCAAAACGUCAACUGGCCGAUGAAGAAACCUUUUGGAAAGAUACGUAAACUCGAUGAGCUUGAAAGUGAGAUUCCAAACGCUCGCAUGAUUGCUUUUUUUAGACAGCUCGCACACGUAGAGUGGAGGAAAAAUGGAGGCUGCGAACGCGCGUUUCGCCGCGAAGCUGCCCGACGCGGCGGCGGGCCAAUACCUAUGAAGAUUGUGAAGGGUGUUGCUGGCGUCGCGGGUAAAGGUUUACUUGUGGGAGUAAAAGUUAUCAAGAAUGUAGGGUUUAAACCUCUCGGCGCCGCGAAACGGUUCAUUACGAACAUCGGGAAGAACCAGCAGGAGAGAGAUGAAUUGGAUGCGAUCAAAAAGCGCGAAAUCGAAGAAGCUCGAAUUCGCGCAGAAGAAGACGAAGAGAAUCUGAAGAGACAAAUCAGGCAAAUUCGAAAGAAGAACGCUGCGACGCCGGUCAAACAUCUCUUCGCAACACCGAGUCGUCCGCCGAGAAACGCUCCGAGCGAGUUCGAUAAUCGCGAUGCUGCUAUUUCAGACGAUGAGUCGCAAAUCGACUGGGAUGAAGUUGGAGACACUUUUGAUAUUAAAGAGAGACAAGAAUAUGCAGAGAUCCAGAAGCGCGAGAUGCAAAGUGUUGAGAAGAAGAGUAAGAUUCCAAUGUUUGCUACGUGCAUCGCUUUUGAAGAAAUUUCGAUGAAAAUUCUCGACGCUUCUUCGAACGAGCGCAAUGACCACGACGAUGCUUUCUCGGAUAGCUUAGCACCGUCUUCGUCUACUUCUUUUUCGUCUUUUGCUGAAAUACCAAUCAAAGAAUCUGAAUUGUUCAGCGUGUCGAUCAAUAAUUUCGUGAUAGGAGCAAAAAUGAUGGGGAUAUCUUUCGUGAAAGAUGCGAUAGACGUUCGGUCGACUAUAGAUACUAUUCGUUUCUCUGCGCCGGAGGGCGAUUUACUGGCGCUCGGUGAAGAUGAAACAGAUUAUUAUUCAUCGUAUUCGACUCAUGGCAUGGGUAUGUCGCUCCCAAUAAUGCUCGCUAAAUUAUUUAACGCAGAUUUGAACGAUGCAGAAGAUACUAUCUCGAAUGGUCGCCCAAGAUGCUUUAGCGGGAGUCCUGUAUCUAAAGCUGUAUCUUUCGCGGCUUCGAAAAAACGCAAGAUAACGAACAAAAAUACCGAGCUAUCCAUCUCGCUGGAAACCGAUAGUGCGACUAUUGCUGGUUCUUCACUCGCCACCAAGAAAUGCGACUUAAAUACAGAAGUAGAAAAGGCAGUUGGUUACUGUGCUCUGAUCUUAUCACCUAUGUUCAUCACAAUUCUUCGCGGACCAAUUGACCGCAUUGUCGACGUUUUCACGAGGCGCAUGAAGGGUAGUUGUAUGCAAUCUCGUUUCAAUACUUCUGCGCAAAUCACUCCUGAACUGGACGUCAUUCCACGCGGAUCUAUCGAAGCGGGUUCUGGAGUUUCAUCCUCUGGUGAUUUGAGCUUACCAAAGAUUGGAUUAGCAGUAUUCGUCGGAAAAGUUCAUCUGGCGGUUCCAUCCCAGCGUAAAAAUAGGAGGAAGAAAGGAACAACCCUAAUUGCAAGGUUUGGUCCUCUUACAGCGCGAACACUUAAAAGCGCCCAGAAUGCACACGUUCAGGAACAAGAUGCGAAUGCGCGCAGUAGUUGGCGAAAGAGAACGAUUGAAGGUAAGCUUUUGGACUGUUCUAUUGGGUUUGCGGACAAUUUUGCAUGGACCUGUAACCAGUCGUGGCAGCUUCUCAGUGAAGCUGGAGAAAGUAAUAGAGUCGAGACUCCUCUAUUAUCUCGCGUUCAGUGUACAAUCCUCGCAUCACAUUACGUGUUAUCUCCUCGAGAGGCGUUGAAGUAUUCCCCGGUCGUCGUUGACGUCAAUCUGCCAUCUAUUCAAUUAUCUGUGUCGCCAGAACGAAUAAACAUGGCCUUGCGCGUGGCCACACAGUUCACGGAAUCGGCCAAGAAAGUUGCAGAUGAGGCAAAGAGAAUCAAAGAACAGAAGAAACAACGCAACGACAUCGCGUCUUCGCAAUCUGAUAAAAUCUUAAAGAGUGGCGACGACGACGACGAGAAGAAAAUUACCUUUUCUUCGAGUUUACCUUCUUCUUUUUCGUCAGGGCGCAAGGAUACCGAUGAUAUUUUCGCUCGAGAUAUUGAUGUUUUCAACUGCGAACGACUCGUGCCGGCUGAUUUGUUUGGAGAAUUACCAUACUGGGAGUCGUGCGAUGUCUUUGUUCGAGAGGGAACGUUGUCUGUCGUUGAUAAACCAGCAGGUUCCGUUCAUCACUUAGAACCGAGAGUCCUAAAAUUGGCCGGAACGCGAGGAGCCGGAAACCCGUUGACGCGCACUCAAGAAAAAGUUGAAGUUUGUGUUCUCUCGAUCGACGAAAAAAGGAAAACAAUAAAAGUAAAAUUACAUGUAUCAACCGAUAGCGACGAGAUUCUCAGGAAGAUGAACGACAAAGACGAUGCAAACAGAGAAUACUCGGAAUAUGACCGUACUUUAAUCGUUGGCGACGCUUUACUGGAUCGUUCCAUCGAGUCAAACUUUGAAAGGAUGUGCGAACAUCCAAAUGGUUUUGUCUUCAGAUUUUGGUCGAAAGAUAUCUGCGACGUUAUAAAAAGUAGAUUGAACAUGGAAGCGAGGUUAUUGCCGUUCCAUGAAGAAGUCAGGCGAGUUCUAAAAGUUGACGAGCAUAAAACGAAGAAAGCUUCCGUUACGUUCUCGAUGGGUUUGUUUGGAUUUCACCUAGCUGCUCCUUUGAGACAUCACAAUCAUGAGACUGAUUUAUACGUCAAUGACAUGUCGAAAAGUUAUUUUAUUGAUCAGCUGGCUGAUGAUGAAAAGAUUAAGUACGUCGUUGACUGCUUCCAAGAGCGACCGUUGGCGAAUGUCAAAAUUACUGGACUAACGCUGAGUUGUGAAGCCACAAAAGGUAGCGUGACAUUGGGCGCCGGUCUCCGAAGAGUUGCAAUUAAGGACUGCUGGACUAUCGAAGGCAUUGGCAAGGAUCAUGAUGCGGUAUUCAUAGAAAAACCUCUAAGAGAUGAACUUUCAACCAAGUAUCUCAGGUACAAAACUGAUGCUAUGAAGAAGUCCUGCGUCGGUUUCAGCCUCGAGGCGUUUUUACCUUCGCAUCCUGAAUAUGGAACACAGGCUGCUGAUUUACGAAUGGCUGUCAGUUCAAUCGAAACACACAUUGCUAGAGAACCAAUUGCGGCGUUCACCAGCUUCCGGUUCCUUUUUAAAAGCCCUGUGUCAUUUGGAAAGGGGUGGCCCUCGAGAUAUGACGACUCCGUCUUUGCACCUUCCCGUGAAGAAUGGGAAAGUAUGAGACAAAAGCUGCAAAAAGUGAAGAUCAUGGAUGCGAGUAAACUCGCACACAAGAUUAAGCUCAAUUUCACAUUUCAUGGUGAUUCGUUGGUCGCUAAACUUUACGACUAUCCGAAGAAAUCGGUAUUGGCUGCUGAUACUCGACGACAACCAAUAUUAGAGGCGACGGUGUCUAAUUUCCAUUCUCGUCUGUAUAUUCGCGCUAAACCAGUUGGUAAGCAAGGAUGGGGCGGAGGCAAACAAGGCACGAAAGAUUUGGAAAUUUCGUGCGAUAAUUUGACGCUAUCUGACCCCACAUUACCUGUUGGUCACGCUAAUCGCGAUCUGAUCGCGAAGGACAACGCUGCAAGCGACUUCUUGACAUUUUUCUUGGAGGAGGAGAAAUCAGCGCGUAAGAAAAUUCGUAACAUUCCGUUUCUGUGGAUACGCCGUCAAACAUGGCUGCCUCAUGAGCAUGAGGAUGACAUCGAUAUUGAACUCGAGGCAAAAGUUGCUCCUCUUCGAGUGCUUGCAAAUCAAAAUUGCAUCAUUAACAUUGCAAAUUGCUUGUUGCCAAUUUUCAAGACUUUAUCGCCGCCACACUUUCUACCAAACUUGCCACCAUUCGUUUUCCCGCGUCCUGGCUUCGUGACGAAGAAAGUUAAGAUUACGGCUAAUGUAAUGGGUUCUCGCGUGGUUUUACCGGGUAGUGUUCGAGAUGAGAUUGCGCCAUCGCUUUCUCUCUGCGUCGGUGUUGUUGAUAAAAAUGCGAGCGAGUCGUUCAAAGGAAUUGAUGUCUCUACAUCAUUCACGAUUGAUGCAAAUCGAGCGCAUUGGGCCAAGUUUGACAUCUUUAUACACGGAUUAUCGGUUGCGUGUAAAGGGGAUUCGACGCUCAAAGCAAAGAAGAACCGUUCAUCUGCAUUACUUCGUGCCUCUGGUCCACACAUCAAAAGGUCCGACGCCCCGGUGGCUUUAAAAGCAACGUGCUGGAAUCGAUUAGAUGCUCGAAGACAAUUAUCAAACGCUCCGAGCGUGGAUAUAAAUGUUCAGUUGCCGGCAAAUGAUGUUCUCACAGUUGAGAUUUCGGCUUCUGAUGUGGAAACUUUGAAUUCAGUUAUCAAAGGAUACACGCAGACAUCGACGAUGACCUAUACGCAAUCCCCAUUUGCUUACUGCUAUCUGACUCCAGCUAAGUAUCCAUUGGCACCGCCUCUACCGAAGAAGGAUUUUUUGAUACAUCAGUGUUUCCAGGCGCGAAUUGACCACAUUCAACUUGGCAUCUUUGCCGGGAAGGGAAGAGCCUCACAGGUUGUUGAGGCUGGAAUUCGAGGCAUUUCGUUUGCAAACGUGUCAAAUCCACGAAAUGAAUUACGAAGUGAAUUGGCAGUUGGAAUAGAGGGUUUAUACGCGAGAGAUUGCAGAUUUAAGGGCUAUAAGAUUGAUCUGAUACGAGCAGGGUUUUGUGAUGAAGCUGUUGUGAACACGCAAGACAAGAACUCUUCGAAUGAAGUAAAAGCCUCUGCGGAAGGCGUUGAGGAACUUCAAAUCGUUGAAGAGCAGGAAGAUGAGUAUUUACAGUCUAUGUUCUUGAGCCUGGAACAAGUCACAACAAACGAUAUAUCUGAGGUCAGCUGUCAGUGUGGUCGCGUAGCAGUGAUAGCAUCCGUGGAUUCCUUACUGGAAGCUGCGCGAAUCUUUCAGCCAAAACUCGGCGCUGGCGAAAAUAUACUCCCACAAGAUAUAUUGUUUACGGAAGAAAGGAAAGUGUUCAAAUUAAGAGAAAAUAUGACAUUAAGUCGCACCAGGAGAGUCUUAGCGGAUUUUCCAACUUCUAGUAGUGGUGCGCAGGAAUAUGUUCUGGAUGGUUGCGAACAAACCAUUAAUCUUGAUUAUUCCGAUACAAUUUACUUGGAACACAAUCUGUCGAAAAAAGAUAAAACGAAGAAAGAGGGCGACAGUGGGAAAAACUCUAAAUCUGGCGAUCGAGCUGUGCAUUUAGCUGAAAGAGAGCUUCAAUUCGCGCCUCGCAUCAUAAUUGGUCCGAAUCAUAGACUAGUAAUUAAAAAUUGUCGCAUCGUGUGUCCCGACAAGGAAACGUUUGACUUGUGUAUUCGCAUGGCGUCAGGAGGUUCAUAUUUCGUUGAUCCUGAAUCAGUUCAGUUCUUAAGUCGUCAAGAGAUGAUGCUCGAGAAAAAGAAAAUAGUUCGCAGACAACGUACUCUCGGAAAUGGGGAUGGGGAUUCAUUUUCAGAGCAAGGCGUCGAAGAAUUCCGCGAUUCUCGUUUAACUGAAAUAGAGAUGAAGUACUUGAUGAAUUCCUGGCGUGGAAGGGUUAAAACCGUCGUUGCAGUGCUCCGAGAAUUACGUAAUAAGCCGGGUUACUCCAUCUCUGCAAACAAACGCAUCGAAGGAGCUAGGGCAGUGAUUGGGCUCAAAGGAAAGGAUAAACUAGGCGAUGCUCUUUUAGAAGUGCAGAAAGAAGCUAUUUUAAAAGUCGUUGAUAAACAGAGAAAGAAAUCUGCUUUGAAAUGCGUUCUGAAGUUGCACUCGAUCGAUGUGGCAGUUUUCCCUUCCCGCGACCCAGAUGAAGGGUUGUGCGCAUCUUUCAGCGUGCACUCAAAAAUUAACAUUAUUGGGAGCAGCGUAGAAAGCUCGUUUGAACUUGAGCACAUGUGUGUCUCGUUCCCGGACAGUGCGAGGUUGAAUCCAUUAGUUGAACCUUGCAAAAUCACGGCAACAUUAGACAGUGAUGAGUGCUAUAAUGAGACUGAGGGGAGCGACAACUCGCUUGAACCUUCCGCGCCAAGAAGAGAAACAUCCAUUGAUGUCAUGAUAUCGCCCAUCGGGGUCGAGGUUUCCCCAGCCGCAGCAGGUCGAGUGAUUCGACUGGCGCAACGCGUUUCUUCCAUCGUAGCAACGCAGCCGUUGUUACCAUGUAAUCAUUUUGCACUUGUCUAUUCGUCAUUCGAGGGUUCGGGAUACGAUGCCGACUUUGGAGCGUCGGCAGCUGAUUUCUUCAGUACUGGUGAAUUAAUCCCACAAGAGAAUGCUCUAGCUGUUGCAGCGACGGGCGCAAGGAGCACAUCAUUUUCCUUCUGGCGUCCGCGGCCAGUUAUGGGAUACUGCUCACUGGGAGAUGUUCCUAACUUUGGCCCCGAUUCGCCUACACGAUCGGCAACAUCUAUUCGCGACUCGAUGACCUACUGUUCACCGCCAAGUGGAUUCAAGCGUAUAAAUCCGUCCAAAAAGUCUGAUGCAUCUUCUCGCUCUAAUUUGGUGCUCUGGCAACCGGUUCCUAGAAAAGGUUACAGGGCGCUUGGUUUAAUUGCGGCUUAUGAAGAAGACGGAGAGCCAGAUCCAAGCUGCGUGCGUUGCGUCAGAGAAAGUUUGCUGUGUGAAUCUACGGGAUCACUUUCAAGAUUGUUUUCCAUGUCUGACGAAGAGAGUAAUAAACCUGAUGACCGCAGGAGUGAAGUACAUAAUGCGCAGCGUCGUGGUCAGAGUAAAGUUUUGAAUGUAGAUGAUGAUAAAUCUGUGCAUAAGCGCGAUAUUUGGGGUAACUCAAGGAGUGGCAAUCUGGUCCACGUUUGGGCUGUGGACUCCCCGACUGGGAUACACAUGGUGAGUUCAGCAGGCAAAUCAUCAGCAUCGAACGCACUGAUAGACCCACCUAUAUCUUUUGUUGAUAUUCGCACGCCACUCGGGCUCGCUAUUGAAACCUUGGAGAACAUUCAAGCCCGAAAACUUGAAAACAAACGCCGUCGCCGUCUCUUAAAGAAAGAAAUUGCCCACGAUAACGCAAUAACUCUAGAAGAUGAAGAUUACGAAGGCAACAUCGCGGAUAUCAAACUAUGCGUAGUUACAGCGGUAGAAUUUGAAAAGGUGUGGAACGCUGGGGAGAUGUUGACAGGGUUCAGACCGCUGCCUCCGCCUGGUUUUGCAUCGCUUGGAGAUGUUGUAGUCGAUGGCGUGGCGCAUCCAUCCAUGACGCGUUGUGUGGAGGACCUCGAAUAUGUUUGUGUGAAACCAAUUGAUUUCGAACUGGUUUUCCAGAGUUCGAAAAAGCAGCUUCAAGCUGCCUUUUGGCGACCAGUUUCUCCAUCAGAAGAUUACGUCAGUUGCGGAUUAGUGAGUACUUCAUCAGCUAAUGUAAAACCAUCUCUGGAUUCGGUCCGGUGUCUGAGUAGAACCCAUUGCGGAGCGGUAGCACCUAUGGAUGUCACGUUAUUAACGAAAGAAUCUUCACUUCUUAUCAUUCAUGGUGGUAAGUCUAGUACAAGCGAAAUGUGCAUGUGGCGUGUACCUGGUGGUUUUGGUACUUUCUGUAUAUCCAAAGCCGACAUGCCGAAUGAUAUUUACAAAGGUCCCACGCUUUUUGUACUACCGUCGAUCUCAUCUUUAGAUUUUUCCGACGAAGGAUCCAGGAUUACUUCUUUUGCGUACGAAAAACCAAAGCCAAUUGUCAAGAUUUCGGCGUCGGUAGGUCUCGUAACCGUAACCGUUGCUGCGCCGCAGAGGAUUGUCGCGAAUGAUGCAGAUGCAAAGGAGGAUACACCGAUGGACGUCGGAGACGAUUCUUCGUACAGAGAGAGCGCUGGUAUUAUGCAUCAAAAUGUUCCAGUGUUUGCAUUAUCACUCAUGAGAACCGAAAUCGUGACUAACGUUGUAGUCGGCGACGUUGCUUCCGUUGGUAUUGAUGCAUCGUUAGGCGCUGCGCACUUAAAUUGGCGCAAGUACGCGUGGGAACCACUCGUAUCUCCGCAAUGGGUAUUUGGUGCAAAUCUUGUUCCAAUCAAACACGGAGAACGUUGCUUCAGUACUGGAAACUAUGCUUCGAUACAAGCUACAAAAUUAUGUAUUACUUUGACCACAGAUUUUGCUCUUGACAUGGUUUCAAUCGCACUGGAGACGAAGAAAGAAAUCAUGAGGAAGAGAGAUAAUUUUGAUACGGACGCUGAAGGGGAGAUUCAACUCGAUCACCAAUCGUCCAUUGCCUACCCCGAUAACGAUGGAUUUUCUCCAGCUACUUCUCAUGUAGUGAGUGAACUCGAAGUAGCGACGAAAGAGCUUUUUCCAGAUCGAAGUUCUGCGCUUUCUGAAUCUUGGAAAGAGAAGCGGAUGUUAAUCAAACAUGCGCAAAAACGCAGUAAAUCCAGGGACUCUGUUCUUCGCUGCUUCUCUAAUACGGGCUUGACUACGCACGCAACUUUGUCUUCGGUUAAUCAAGAGGUUGAAAAUGAAGUCAUCCGUAUGAAAAACGAUACUGGGCGUACGUUAUAUACAGUGUCUCGAAAGAGUUUGCAACGUGGGAAGGACGAGGAUGUUCGAGUCGUUCCUCCACAUGGCAACUUUGAUGUCAACUUUUGUAUAGCGAAAGAAACAAGCCAGGCGAGGCAAAGAGUGGUGGAUACGAAUACUGCGGACGUCCAAGUUGCCCCCCCUCUAGAAUCCCUGACCGCAAAGAUGAUGGUUGAAAUCAUUGAUGUCGAUGAUCCCAUGGAAUCAAUGAGAAACGAUGUAAACCGUUCCUCUGGUGUUCCGGACACGUACUCGAGGAUUUCAUGCGUCCUGAAAUCAAACUCAAGCAUCACUCAUCUACGAUCUUUGGCCAUUUCGAAUAAAAAUUAUUCUUUUAGAAACAAGGUACGCAUGCGAUUAGCUAACAACGGUGAUGAAUCGCGCGUAUCUCUCCCCUUCAACGCUAAAUCGGGCUAUAUUACUAUGGACGUACCUCAUCCGGCUUCGAGAUCGCGCGAUUUUCAGAAUUCUAGCCUGAGAGUGGAUCUAGAGCGACCGUGUUCAACGCACGAUUUUGUAGAGGAUGCCAACGCUCGCUUUUCUGCGGAAGGGUUUGUCGCAUCGAAUCUGGCGCUUUUGGUUGGUGAAGAGAAACCUGUUUGGAUUGAUCUCCACGAUGAAAACGGGAUUCCCACGAAGGUUCGUAUUUUGCUCCGAGCAUCCAUAUUCCACAAUAUUAGUGUGAAGGUUCCGAUACACAUCAAUAGGCAUGGUCGCAUCGACUCAGCGAAGAAUGCAGGAGCAUGCAACAUAAUAUUCAAACGCAUGCUAUCGUCAUCGUCUGCGUUGAGUGCCUUUAGGGAUCACGACGAUAGCGACAGUGACAGAUCAGAUGCAAGUAGCAGCUAUGAAGGAACGGUUGCAGAGUUUGACGACGACGAAUUUGAAGAAUUGAAGAAUUUUACUCAAGAAGAUAACGUAGACUCACGACGUAAUAGAGACCAACAUGAACGUUUGAUUGAAGACUCGGAAAGUGUAUCAGUAACACUAAAGAGUGACAAUUUAUUGUUUUCUGACAAUUACUGCAAUAUCACAAAAACAUACGAGUUCAAGCUUUUGUGGUGGUCGAAAGGCACGGGAGCGAAGUAUGAAUGUUCGGCGUGGAUUCCUGUGGCCAAAAUAGACUCUAGUGAAAGAAGUAUAGAUGGUUCUACUGAAGACGAAAGCAUCGUUGAGAUUCCAUUUGGAUGCAUAGUUGUUCCUGGAUUUAGUGCACCAAAUACAGGCGGAUAUCUUGCACGUAUGGUGAUCGAUGAUCACGUUAAGAAGAAAAUGCCUCGUGCUGGAGCACCGUUCGCGCAUCCUAUUGGAUACGAACUUCUUUGGAAGGAUGAAAAGAAGAGUUCAGUAAGUUUCUGGGCGCCUAUUCCUCCAGAAGGUUACGUCGCGUUAGGGCGUGUCGUUACGGCAGAUAACGGUAAAUCGAAGGAGCAAAAGCAACCCUCGAAAAAGAGCUUUUGUUGCGUGAGAGAAGAUUUUGCGCGAGAGUUGAGUACUAUUGGUCCUGGCGCGAUUUGGAAACCUCAAGGGACUAAGAACACGUACGCUAGCAAAGGCGAUUCAAAAGCACAGGUUCCGACCAUAUAUAAUGCCGGUUCUGUUGCAUCCGGUGGUUGGACCAUUCGUCAUACCUCGAAACGAGCGCCUUCUGGCGAACCGUUAGAAGUUCAAACAAAAGAAGCUACCAAAUUCCAGGCAUUGACGAAGAACUUCGAGUUAAAUUUUCUUUCAGGACGAAUGCGGGUGAAACAUACCGAUAUCUCGCCUAAUUUGAAAAUAUCAAAGCUAUCCACGAAUGAUAUUAGCGCAUUGAAGAACAAAGAAACCGAGGAGGUUGAUCCAGAGGAUACACUUAUUGCCUUUUCGAAGAAUGGGCCGUAUGCGGCGAUAAAAGCUAGCGGUACAGAUUUCUUCGAGCGGAAAGAUCAAGACGUUGGAGAAGACAAAGUUACGGUUGAUCCGAGGUUGGGUGUAUUAAUGUCUCAGGCAACUUUUGUAAACGAAACUUCGGAACGUUUUUCACUGACGCUGGUUAAACUAAAGAAUAAUGCAGGGAAUUCCAAAGUCAACGCACGAAAGCCUGGGUUGCGCAGUCCAAAAGAUCUUACCUCGGCUUCGGAAGAGAAAAACGAUUUGAAUGGUUUUUUUGAAGAAGGAUAUGAUCCAAACGACCCGAUGUAUCGAUACGUGUGGGAAUCUGAGCGCCAUUUUCCACCAUUUGGUUGGAAAUCGCCGCGUGAUAUUCUUGACGCAUGCUUUACUGCUCGGUAUUCGCUCAAUAUUGACGGUUCAAACUCCACAAAUCAUUUCCCCGAAGGUGAAAGUUUGUUACUUCCAGAAGGUUACCAUUGGAUGGGUGAUUGGGAAAUCGACAGGCCCCCUGGAAACUCCACCGUGAGUAACACGGGUGGAUGGGCCUACGAUGCUUAUUGGGUGACAUCGUGGCCACCAAAUGAGUUCAAAAAUGCAAAAAAUUGGAAGCGGAGAUUUGCGAGUACGCGACGCAGACGAUGGAGACGCAAAAUUGCUCCCAUUGAAGAAUAUCAUGAGACGAACGUCUUUCCUAGUAGCUCUUUGAGCGAAGGAGGUGCUUCAAGUGCGAGAGAAAGCGGAGAAAAGCGAGAUGAGUACAACUCGCAAACGAAUAUGUUCUUCACUCCGAAUAUGAACCGCAAAAGAAACACGAAUGAACGCCGAGCAACGAUGGAGGAUACUAAAGCGGGAAAAGGGAGUUCAUGGUCUAUUGAAGUAUCACAAAGUGGUGGAAAUGUGUGCUUUCCAGUAGGUUUCGAGAACACGGAGCAAUGUGCGAUUCGAUUUGUACCCGUAAGUACAGAGAAACAAGGAGUUCAAAACGUAACGCAUUAUGAAAACGAUGAAAUUUGCUCAGAGAGUAUGGAAACGUGUGAUAUUUUGUGUGAAUCGCUCCGCGAACGCUGGGAGUCGGUCAUUGCAAGAGACAAUAACGAUGAACAUAGUGAGCCCGACGUGAUAUGCACAGCUGAUAAUAAAUUCUAUCUCGUAUAUCUUGAGAGACAAAAACGCGGAGACAAGAACAACAAGAGAGCGCUUUCUCGGAAUAUCCAUGUUGUUCUUCGGGUCCCGCUCGUCUUGCGGAACUCGCUCCCUUGCGAGGCAAAGUAUGUCGUCUACUGCGACAAGAGGGCUUCCGUUUAUGGCAUCAUGAAGCCAGGAGAAGAAGUAUUUAUUUCGGAAAGCGUUGAUCCGAGGCAGGAAAUCAGCUGCGCAUACGGUUUGAGAGCGAGUAGUGCUCAAAAGCAAAGCGAACGAUGGAAUAUGAGUGAGCCGAUGCCAAUUACAGCAUUUGCAGAUGGAGUCACCCGUGGUUGUGUGGUAUUGAAAAAUGUAGGCGAAAAGAUAGGUGCGCAAGGGCGCAGAUUAGAAGCAAAACUACUCGUAACUGCGUCGAAAUACUCCGGCGUUUUGAAGAAAGAUGGAAAAGUUGUCUCAAGAGACACUGACAAUAGACCUGUGUCGAGCAUUGCUGACGAUGUCGCGAAAAAUGUGAAACACGCGAUAGGUUACGUCCAAGAGGAAUCCUCACCAUCAAACAUCAGCGCAAUGUUCGUCGAUAUUCGCGCUGAUGUAAUUGUUCAUAACGCUUGUCCUUUCCCGGUAUCAUUAUGCACUGAACCAGAAGAUGAAACAAAUCUCAUACAAAUUUCGAAGAUCGAAGAGGUGGUGGAUACCGCGGUAGGAAAAUUCAUAGUCAAAAAACCAACCGGCGAGUUAUUCGAAGUGAAUCCCGGAAAUAUUAACGUAUCUUUGAGAGCGGAACAGAAGCUGAACGUAGAUGCUGCCGUACGAGCUACAGUGGGAGUCGUGGAUGGAGUGUUAAAGAAUAUUCAGAAAGCAUUUGUUGCUGAAAUUUCCAGUCACGUGCAUACUUUAUUCCUCGCCGAGGACGUAGACGAGCUCGAAAAUGUUGAUGCAAAUAAUCGCGUGCAUUGUAUUGUGCAUAGAGGAGUCAAACCAGGUGAAGCUCCAUGUUUGGUUACUUUGCGGACGAAAUCAUACGGUGAAGUCAGAAUUAAAAUCGUGGCUGAACAUUUUCAUCCUGUUCUAUCGCAAAGUCAGCAUUGGUGGUCUUACGAAAUGAUGAGCCGAACGGUUAGAAUAUCAGUCGUUCCUGAAAUUAUUUUGGUCAAUAUCUCACACAUACCGUUAGCCAUGCACAUAAAGAAUGAUGACGACCUUAAGGAUGAACGGAAAAUGCAUUACGAUAACUCUGCAAUGACCAUUCCGAUUGGAGCGGCGCCGGUGUUACCUGGGUCAAGCUCACCCGAACGUGCACGCUUAAUAUUUCGUGAUGCUUCUGGAACUAGGGACGAAAACACACACUCAUAUGAAUCCUUCUCUGCAGAGAUUCGCAUGGAUCUUUUGCAAGAAUCUGGAGAACAACUUCUUGCGGUCCCUCGAUCUGUGACAAAAGAUGGCGAUUCUAAAGUGUCAUCGUCACUAAUUCGUGUAAGACUGCAAACGGCUCAGAUUGCUGGAUCCACGCAAAUCAUCAUAGGUUCAGCCGCUAAGAGCGAUCGAUCUGCAGAGAGUGGCAUUAGAAUUGAAAAUCACACUCGUGUGCGGGCAGAUUUCUCAAGAAUUUUGCUGAGAGGGGAGUCGAAUGUGCAAAAGCGAUACAAUUUUGCGGAUAAACAAACGGCACCCGCGAUGGCGUCGACGAAGACACCGAAGAAAUUGGGGAAUAUUACGUCUAUGCGCACAAAUAACAGCGUUACUAGAACUGCUUCACCGUCGUUAUAUGAUGAAUCCAACUUUGGAGAAGGUGUGAGGGUCCCUCCGCGCAGUGCUUCACAUUGGCUCGGCCCACGUUUUUUCAAUGGUCGCUCGGAGGGACCCACUGGGAAGAGAAGCCAGAAGUCGUCGGAUGAAUCCUUACUUCCCAAAGUUGGGGAAUCUGUUCGGGUCGUGCGACUCUCGUGCAGCAACGAUGAAAACGUCGAAGAAUCGUAUUUUGAACUUCCGGAGCUUGGUGAUUUUCGCGACGCCAGUAUCGUAAAUUCUAGAACAUCAGGUGGGGGUUCUUCUUCUGGCGGCGGCGAAGAAGAAUUUGGCGCUCUCGGAAGUAUCACUUUGGCAGAAGGAUUCAUAUGCGAUGAUCCGUCUGGAAAGUAUGAGAUUUGUUACCGAUUGUCUUGCAUUUUCUUUGACGGUGCUGAAACUGGCGCAGAAGAGUGCAUAUCUCUUCGAUUAACGGAGUUCAAAGUAGAAAUAGAUCCAGAUGUCCAAGAUCGGAACAGCGAUGGAUCGCCACGUUUUGCAAAGCAACCUACUGUUUUAGACAGAGAAUCUAGAGAUGCUGUUCUUAGUGUAAACGAUGCUGAUGCCGCCGCGGCAAUCAUUAAGGGACACUUCAUGUCAAGGCUCGCCAAUCGUAAUAAACGAAAGGGAAAAGGAAGAAUGAACGAUUUCGAAGCAGAUUUGAAGGCUUUCCAGCGCAUUCAGAAUAUCACAAAAACGUCCCGAGAAAUUCACAUCGGCGCCAUCUUUGAUGGCAUCCAGAUAUCACUCGUAGAUUCACGGCGAGAACUUUGUCUAUUCACGGUAAACGGUAUUGAAGCCUCGUUUGGGAACCAAUGCAAUAAUGGAAGAGGUCUGUACGCUAAAUUUGCCAUCGUCUCUGCGCAACUGGAUAACAUGUUGGAGAACGCGUUGUAUCCAGUCACAAUGUUCAACGAUGCGGCGUCAGGCUGCUUAUUCGCGGCUUCAUUUUCAAUGAGAGAAAGUAGAGAUAUUAAUCGCUUUCCGGAAGUUCGAAUGGUGUGGGCACCGAGUGGUUUAAAUGUUCUCAUUCACGAGCCUUUGUUGUGGGCGUUGAAAGAGUAUGUCGAAGAAAUCGGUAUUGAAAGACUUUUCGCGGAAGACGGCGGAGACGCUUCUGAAAUGUCCUCGUCGAAAGAUUCUAGGAUGAAGAAGGAUGGUGGGAAAAAAGUUACGUUCAAAGCCAAGAAGCAAAAGACUGUAUCGGCAAAUAUUGACCAUCUCAUUUCAGUGGGAACGUUUUCAUCGGACGGAAUACGAGCCUUCGUAACGCUCACGUCUGCACCGUCAUCUCGCCCGAAGAACGCGCCAAUGAUGAUGUGCGCGACGCUCAAUCUUUUACGAUUAGACCGAUUACCUAUUGCGAUUGCUCCUUUCAAUUUACCGACAAAUGCAACGCUCAAACUCUCUGAUUUGAGGAGGAAAAUGAAAUCGCACGUUAUCAAACAGUUUACGAUACAGUCUGGAAGGAUUUUGGCGUCUGUUGAUAACGCAGGUACCGUAUCGGUAGGUUUGCGCAGAGCGCAGGACAAGCUGGCGGAGCUUUCUGGAGAUACGUCGAAAAAUAUUGUCGCUUCUCGAGAAAGGGGUGCGACGACAUCAAUUUCCGCGGGUGUUAAGAACAUUGGUCAAACAUAUGUCGAUGGUACCGUAAACCUCGUCGGUGGUGCAUUAUCCGGAGUUGCUGGAGUGUUUUACAAACCAGUCCAAGGGUUUCGCCAAGAAGGUUUGCGAGGAGCGGCGCUUGGCGGCAUCAAAGGUAUUACUGGUCUCGUGACUUCAACGUUAGGAGGUGCGGUCGGUUUAGUCGAAACGGCAUUCAGUGGACUUUCUCAAGCUAUGUCGGUAGGUGGUAUACUUUCGAAAUCUACGGGAUCUCUGGAAGCUACUCGAGCUCGAAAACCUCUCGCUUUGCGUGGCGAUGGCAUCGUUCGAACGUACGACGAAGAGCAAUCAGCAGGUGCUGAUUUGCUGAGAGUUGCCGCAAAAAAGAUUGCGUACGUCGAAGAAAUACAAGCGAGUAAAGUUGACCAAGAUACGAUGAAGAAGAAAGGGACGAGAAAGGAGAGGAAGACUAUGAAAAAUGCAAACAAGAAGACUAAAAAGUCGUUCACCACGGUGACUGCUGUAAACGAGAGAACGCAGUUUACGUUCGGCCGGUUUGAACUUUUUUAUCCCCUCGCGCAUGUUUCAGAUGCCAUCGUAUGUCUAACCGACACGCACUUGGUUUGGAUCGAGCGUUACGAAACAGAUCCAACAGCAACCCGCUUUCUCCGAUGGCACGAAGUCGCCUCUAUUUACAUCUCUUCUUCUCUGGACAAAAAGACUGUCUGCGUCCAAGUCGGCGUAUGCGAUUCUCUCCGCGAAGAAAAUAAAGUCACGACGCCCGACUUUGGAUUCACCUCUUCCUUGUUAACCGUCGUAAAAGAAGGAGCGAAAAGCAAAAAUAAAAGCAUAACAUUUGUGAACCACAACGAUUUUCGUAGCUCAACCGUUUUGUGCCCGUUUCAAUCCUCCGAGGAUGCGAAUCGAAUUUUAGCGCAGAUGCGUGCGCUGUGGGAACAAGCCGUCACCGAUAGAAGACAACGAUUUGGCUUUCAAGCCUCGCCGCUUCUUCAGAACUAA